This is a messenger RNA of Dalotia coriaria, 1481 nucleotides long. RefSeq names its product scruin like at the midline (gene slim). NCBI's taxonomy places the organism in Eukaryota, Metazoa, Arthropoda, Insecta, Coleoptera, Staphylinidae. Gene Ontology annotation, molecular function: protein binding. Bases 1 to 1269 code for a protein of 422 amino acids. Gene Ontology annotation, biological process: positive regulation of stress-activated MAPK cascade. The record is from RefSeq and is a predicted model, not a curated record. The transcript is spliced from 3 exons.
AUGUUUCACCUAAGUCUCUUCAUUUUUACCGCCUUUGUCAUUGUUUUGAUGGCAAAGUUGUACAAAUUCGCCAUGGGCAACACCGAUGAGCAUGCCACCGAAAACGAACCGUAUGUGUUUAAAGUCUUCAAGUACAUCAAAGUGGAAUCCAACACGAUACAACAACAGCAACCGUUGGCGAGAUCCGGACAUCGCAUCGUCGCAGACAGCAAGUAUUUGUACUCGUUUGGUGGCUACAAUCCACAAAUACCCGCUGAUUAUCAGCGUCGUCGCGAGGAUGAAGAUUUUCCAUUGUUUCAAGAGUUGUGGAAGUUUAAUUUCGCCUCCAGGGAGUGGAGUUUGUUUAGUAUUUGUGGAACUUUACCUUUGGAGUUAGCUUCCAAUGCGGUUGUUAGAUUGGGGAGUUAUUUAAUGGUUUAUGGAGGAACAGGAUCUCCGUUUGGGACACGAUGCAGCAAUUCGUUGUAUUUGUGUUCGUUAAAAGACGACACCAGUAAAAUGAUGGAGAUCAAUACCACUGGACAGUUACCAAUACCUCAGUAUGGACAGGCUUUAGUUUAUCACAAUAAUUAUUUAUACACGAUUGGUGGGACGACAGGAUAUGCGUACUCUUGUGAUAUUCAUAGAUUAAACUUAACAACCCGUGUCUGGGAGCAAGUCUACAUAUGUCAGGGAAACAAAGAGCACGAACCACCUGGACGCUACCGACACGAAGUGGCCUUCACCGGUACUGAUGUGUACAUCCUAGGCGGCGGCACCGCCGAAGUCGCCUACGAUUUUAAAGAGUUACCAGUCUUCAACCUCGAAAAACGCGAAUGGCGCUCAGUCAGAACCCACCCGGACGCAAAUACGCCACAUUAUGGUCUCCCAAAAGGCCGUCGGUGUCAUGGCGCUGUGCAAAAUGACCAAGAAGUGUUCAUUUGCGGCGGCAGUGACGGCACUGAAAUCUUCACCGAUUUAUGGCGACUGGAUCUCAGGACAAGCGUAUGGACACGAAUAGACACGUGUAUAUUACCGAAUCCGACAUAUUUUCAUUCGACUGCGGUUACCCCCGAGGGUAAAUUAGUCAUUUUUGGUGGAAUCAUCUCGCAAAUGGGGCAGAUCAAACGCAAUAAUUGGGUGUACACGACAUGGCUGCGGAUACCCAAGCUGAGCGAGAUGUGCUUCGAGGCGUUGUUGCAUUAUCGACCAGUAUUGACCAAGUAUAACAACGAUGAGUUGAUCAGCAUUGGCAUGCCACGGCAUUUCAUCCAUCGUUUACAGCAGUGACAUAUCUUACAAUUUCGAAUUUGACUGUAGACUGCACUUGAAUUAUAUGAUUAUGAUAAUUUGAAGGAAAUAAUAUAAUAUAACAAGUUGCAAUGUCACAAUUGAUACAAGGCGUUUCUUGUAAUGCGUAAAUUGUUUGUGUUUUAAAAGCAUUGUGUACAGUUUUAUCAUUCUGCAUUCAUUAAAACAGUAAACAAUGUUAAAUAUUGAAA